Molecule: messenger RNA, 1059 nt
Organism: Acytostelium subglobosum LB1
Lineage: Eukaryota; Evosea; Eumycetozoa; Acytosteliales; Acytosteliaceae
Exons: 4
Cellular component (GO): CCR4-NOT complex; P-body; CCR4-NOT core complex
Molecular function (GO): poly(A)-specific ribonuclease activity; nucleic acid binding
Source: RefSeq, a predicted model, not a curated record
AUACAUUAUAUAUAUAUAUAUAACAUGGUAACAACACUAUCAACGGAUGAAAUCAGAGAGGUUUGGGCGCAUAAUCUCGAGGAGGAAAUGGCCGUCAUCAGGGAUCUGAUCGAUGACUAUAAUUACAUCGCAAUGGAUACUGAGUUCCCAGGAGUUGUUACACGUCCAGUUGGAAUAUAUCGUUCGGCGGACUACCACUAUCAGACACUGAGGCUCAACGUCGACCUGCUAAAGAUCAUUCAGCUGGGACUGACCUUUGCAGAUUCCGAAGGGAACCUAUCUCGUCCGACUUGUACAUGGCAAUUCAACUUUAAGUUCAACCUAAACGAGGAUAUGUACGCUCAAGACUCAAUAGAUCUACUCUCGCGAAGUGGAAUAGAGUUUAAGAAGAACGAGGAGAAGGGUAUUGAUGUAUUGGACUUUGGCGAACUGCUGAUGUCGUCGGGUAUUGUGCUGAACGACCGCAUCAAGUGGAUAUCAUUCUCUAGCUCCUACGACUUUGGCUACCUGAUCAAGCUGCUCACAUGCUCGCCUCUGCCCCAGGAGGAGCCAGACUUUUUCGACCUGCUCCGCACCUACUUCCCAUAUAUAUACGACAUCAAGUAUCUGAUGAAGAGCUGCAAGAACCUUAAAGGUGGCCUAAGUGAACUGGCAGAGGAUCUAGAUAUAAAGAGGAUUGGACCACAACAUCAGGCUGGCAGCGAUUCAUUGCUGACGUGCACAACGUUCUUCAAGAUGAGGAAGAUGUACUUUGAGAACCAGAUCGAUGACUCAAAGUAUCAGGGCAUCAUAUGUGGAUUGGCCUCAUCGUUUUCACAGGAGGGACAUGGCGGCGGCGCCAGCAACAAUAGCAACAACAACAACAAUAGCAACAGCAACAACAACAGUAAUAGUAGUAGUAACAAUUAUAAUUAUAGCUAUGGCAAUGGCACCUACCACCCGAUGGCCGCCAACCAGAACCUCACCAACUCAUUUCUGCAAACCAUAUCCACCAACAUCAACAACACAUCAUCACCUUCAUCACUUUCCAAUCCACCAAACAUGAAUGGUCACAUCCAC